GUCUCGCAUACUGGAAUCGGGGCGGUCGUGGAUCGCACAAUUCGUUAUACGAAGUUCGGUUUUCCGAUGGUACAUCAUGCGCCGCUUCGAUAUCGAAUUCGCCACCGCAAUUCUUCUCGGCGGACGCGAAGAGGUCGGAAAUAGCCACCAUGCGAUACAUUCACUCUUCACCACUAUACAACAUCCCGAUACCGCGAAUAUACGGCUGGGAUCUGACAUUCGAUAAUCCUGUUGGCGCGCCAUACAUUCUUCGGGAGUGCGUCAAAGGAACGAACCUUUCGACCGACGGGCGCUUUUACGGAUUAAGCCCCGAAAAUAGAAUGAAGGUCAUCAAGCAGCUCGCAUUUGUGCAGGCCGAGCUCUCCAAGCCUUCGGAGUUCAAACAGCUUGGAUAUAUCUAUCAGCGGGAAGAGAACGAGAACGAGUUUUACGUCGGAAAGAUCGCCGCUUUGCCGUCAGGAUGCCCGGAGGAGGAUGCGCGGCAAGAACCAUACCUCGGGCCGUACGAUUCACUGCCCGAGCUCUGGGAAGCUCGGAUAGAUAGGGAGACGUUGUCGGCUAUCGGAAACUGGUCGCAGUUGCCAUCGGACUCGUCGCUUCCUUCCCACCUCGGGCCUCCGUCGAAGGCGAACCCCCAGGAAUUCGGCGAGCUCCUGCAGCUAUUGGCGGGAUUGACGAACGUGUUCAAUCCCCCGGCGCAAUUGUCCACUCUUUGCAUUCACCACUCUGAUUUCGCGCUCCGCAAUGUGCUGUUCGACGAGAAGACCAUGAAGAUUUCCGGAGUUAUCGAUUGGGAGUUCGCUUCAGUGAUGCCGCUAUGCAUCACCGGAAGGUUUCCCAAUGAUCUGGGUUGGGAAGGAAACGAAUUUGCGAAGUCGAUGGGGAAACUAGGAAAAGAAGCCGACGUGUUCAACCACCAUUACUACGACUGGACCUCCCUGAGCGGGGUUGCUCCGCCGCCCAGGGCUCGAGGAGAUAUUCCGAGUCCGCCUGCAUCUCCCGCCCACCCAAACAUGCGAGAUGAAGAUUAUCUGACAUCUCCGAAUGCUUCGGCGAACGGAUGCAUGGGCCGACUUCCCGACUCGGAAUACUUCGGUGAUGAGGGCGUGCCAUCACCGCCGUCGCCUCCUCUGCCCCCACCACCAACCUGCGAAACCUCGCAGCAAGAGGUCGAAACACGCGCGUCGAAUCUGAUCCAACUCUACUACUACCGCAAGUACUAUGCGUCUCGAGUUGCGUUCCACGAUUUCGGCUUGACACGACUGUUCAUGGACUCGGUAGCGUACAUCAAGUUCAACGAAAUCGUCACGGGAGGCGCCGAGAAGUGGUUCGGAGCGGCCGAUUGGAUUAAGGAGCUGUUCUUCAGGUUCCAGGCUCUUGACCGGAGUGUCAGGGACGAACUUAUGGCGGGCAAGGGGGUUGUGCGGGUGCCCGAGCGGUUUGAGUACGAACGAAGGGUUGAGGUAGAUUUGGGGGAGUUGGAGAAGCGUCCGGGAUGCCUGCGGUAGCGGGGCAUCAGCGGGAUGAUGCCUUAUGAAGAGAUGUAAACGUAUAUGGCGAUGAAUUUUCUUGGUUAUGGCGUCACAAACAUAUGGUAUGGUUGGUUUGGGGGGAGGAUGGGGGUGGAUGGGCUGGGCUGGGUCUCUU
Messenger RNA from Tricharina praecox, 1647 nucleotides. RefSeq lists its product as uncharacterized. Lineage: Eukaryota; Fungi; Ascomycota; Pezizomycetes; Pezizales; Pyronemataceae. The record is from RefSeq and is a predicted model, not a curated record. The transcript is spliced from 2 exons. Bases 150 to 1508 code for a protein of 452 amino acids.